Messenger RNA from Cololabis saira (Pacific saury), 1462 nucleotides. RefSeq names its product eukaryotic translation initiation factor 4A3 (gene eif4a3). Gene Ontology annotation, cellular component: catalytic step 2 spliceosome; nucleolus. The record is from RefSeq and is a predicted model, not a curated record. The coding region runs from base 109 to 1329 and encodes 406 amino acids. The transcript is spliced from 12 exons. Gene Ontology annotation, molecular function: mRNA binding; RNA helicase activity; ATP binding. Lineage: Eukaryota; Metazoa; Chordata; Actinopteri; Beloniformes; Belonidae.
CGUAGACUACAGUGACGUCACCAAGGCGACACGUGCUCCGUAAGCGGUUAUCUGUUAGCUGUUAGCUCUGUUCCGGUACCGUAACUCUCCAGAUCAACCAGCGGGAGCAUGUCUGCCGCCGGGCCGCAGGGCAGGAAGAGGCUGCUGAAGGACGAGGACAUGACCAAGGUGGAGUUCGAGACCAGCGAGGAGGUGGACGUCACCCCUACCUUCGACACCAUGGGCCUGCGGGAGGACCUGCUGCGCGGCGUCUACGCCUACGGUUUCGAGAAGCCGUCGGCCAUCCAGCAGCGAGCCAUCAAGCAGAUCAUCAAGGGCCGGGAUGUCAUUGCCCAGUCUCAGUCUGGAACCGGAAAGACCGCUACCUUCUGUAUCUCAGUCCUGCAGUGUCUCGACAUCCAGGUGAGAGAGACUCAGGCCCUGAUCCUCGCCCCGACCAGAGAACUGGCCGGACAGAUCCAGAAGGUGCUGCUGGCUCUUGGUGACUACAUGAAUGUCCAGUGUCACUCCUGUAUCGGAGGCACCAACGUGGGGGAGGACAUCCGCAAACUGGACUACGGUCAGCACGUGGUGGCGGGGACGCCCGGCCGCGUGUUCGACAUGAUCCGCCGCCGCAGCCUCAGGACCAGAGCCAUCAAGAUGCUGGUGCUGGACGAAGCUGACGAGAUGCUCAACAAAGGUUUCAAGGAGCAGAUCUACGACGUGUACCGCUACCUGCCCCCGGCCACCCAGGUGGUUCUGAUCAGCGCCACGCUGCCCCACGAGAUCCUGGAGAUGACCAACAAGUUCAUGACCGACCCCAUCCGCAUCCUGGUCAAACGUGACGAGCUGACUCUGGAGGGGAUCAAGCAGUUCUUCGUGGCGGUGGAGAGAGAGGAGUGGAAGUUCGACACGCUGUGUGACCUGUACGACACCCUGACCAUCACCCAGGCCGUGAUCUUCUGCAACACCAAGAGGAAGGUGGACUGGCUGACGGAGAAGAUGAGGGAGGCCAACUUCACGGUGUCGUCCAUGCACGGAGACAUGCCCCAGAAGGAGAGGGAGUCCAUCAUGAAGGAGUUCCGCUCCGGAGCCAGUCGGGUUCUGAUCUCCACCGACGUCUGGGCCCGAGGUCUGGACGUCCCCCAGGUGUCUCUGAUCAUCAACUACGACCUGCCCAACAACAGAGAGCUGUACAUCCACAGGAUUGGUCGGUCCGGUCGCUACGGCAGGAAGGGCGUGGCCAUCAACUUUGUGAAGAACGACGACAUCAGGAUCCUGCGGGACAUCGAGCAGUACUACUCCACCCAGAUCGACGAGAUGCCCAUGAACGUGGCCGACCUGAUCUGACCUGAUGACAUCACUCUGAAGCCCCGCCCCCCCUGCUUCCUGUUAGUUUUAAUUCUUUAGAUUUUUUUUUUAAGCCGUUGAAGUGAAUUUGACUGUCAGAAGUGUUUUUGUAAAUAAAGCUGUUUUGGUUCAA